AUGGAGUCAUGUACUCUGAAGUCAACGCGUUAUGAAAACUGGUCUGGAGCACCUGAUUAAUUUCACAAUCAGUUCGACUUAUGAAAGAAUUGCCGAGUCACACGUUGGCUGCUGUUGUCUUUUAGCGGUAUUGUAAUUGCUUGAGAUAUUGCUGACUAAGUUAACUGGAGAGCAUAAGACCUGCUUUACAGGCCUAGCUAUCUAGAACAUUUGGCUACAUGAUAGGUUACGUACCCGUCCAACUCCCCCCCUUUUUCUAUACGCAACAGCUGAAAGGGAUUUUCUCUAAAACAACAAUAGUAACGUCCAACUGACAUUUAACAAAAAUGUCAGAAGUGAAUAUCGGAAGACGCAAGGAGAAAUGUGAGAAUUGCACUAAACAGUGCAACAAAAAACAAAAUGAUGACAGCAUAAGCGGUCUCUAUGAGAAAGAUGAAGUCAACGGUGAGGUUCCGGGCUCUUCCGUUACUGCCCAGCAGCAGAUAUUGCUGAGUGCCUGUCUGUCCUGUGAUGGCUGCGUGUCUGAGGAGGAGAGCCUAAAAAUCUCCCAGCAGAACCUGGAGGAAGUGGUUCGUGUCCUGGGCCUUAACAAGAAGUGCGAUGUGUCAAAACACAAGGUCGUGGUGGUGUCAGUGUCUCCCCAGUCUCUGCCUUUCUUCGCUGUGAAGUUUGGCCUGGACAUUCCAGAGGCCACACGCAAACUUUGUGGCUUCCUCAAGAGCCUAGGGGUGCAGUAUGUGUUUGAUACUACUCUAGCCGCAGGAUUUAGUAUUCUGGAGAGCCAGAGAGAGUUUGUCCAGAAGUUCCGCAGGAGACACCAUGAUGACCAAGUCCUGCCCAUGUUUACCUCCUCCUGUCCAGGGUGGAUCCGGUAUGCUGAGCGUGUUCUGGGCAGUAUGGUAACUCCUCACAUCUGUACAGCCAGGUCUCCUCAACAGAUCAUGGGCUGUCUGGUGAAAGACUACUUCACUAAACAACAGAAGCUGAGCCCAGACAAGCUGUACCACAUUGUGGUGGCUCCAUGCUUUGAUAAAAAAUUGGAGGCGGUCAGAGACGAGUUCUACAACAGUUUACUGGAGAGCAGAGACAUUGACUGUGUCCUUACAUCAGGUGAGGUGUUCCACAUGAUGGAGCAGACCAAGGUGUCCGUGGCAGACCUGGACUCUGUUCCUCUAGAUCUUGUGCUUGGCGAGGAGGGGGACCCAGCUUUAGCGAGACACCUGGGCAGAGGAUCUGAGGGCUUCCUGGAACAUAUCUUUAAAUACGCUGCUAAUGAGCUGUUUGGUCUGGAUGUAAAGGAGAUCACAUACAAGACUCUUCGGAACCGUGACUUCCUGGAGGUGUGUCUAGAGCGGGAUGGGGAGGUGCUUCUGCAGUUUGCAGCCGUCUACGGCUUCCGGAACAUCCAGACCCUGGUCCACCGCAUGAGGAAUGGACGUGUCCCAUAUCAUCUGGUGGAGGUUCUGUCCUGCCCAGGAGGCUGUGUGAGUGGUCGUGGGCAGGCAGAGGGUGAGACAGGGGGGCGGCUGGACAAAGCCUUAGUUCAGCAGAUGGAGGAGGCCUACAACAGUCUACCAGUCAAGCUGCCUGACACCAACCCUGGCCUGCACAUACUUUACCAGGACUGGCUGGAGGGACAGGACUCAACUCACGCCAACACACUCCUGCACACACAGUACACACAGCAGAGUCCCAGCCAGACCCACACUCACACACAGCCCCCCCACAUACAGUGGUGAGAAAUACACACCUCUUGUACACAUGCGCACCCACACAAUCUCACACACACCCACGAAGUGUUAGACUUCUGGGAAAUCCAGAAGUCUAACACGAGGGGUAACUGGACCUUGAGGCAUUUCUGACCCUCUCUCCUCAAAAUACCACUGCAGUGUGUCCCACAGGUGCCAUUGUAUAUAGGCAGGGAGGGUCAGAGGGCUUGGACGAUGUUGUUACAAGGCCUGACUGAUACAUCCCAGAAUGACUUGGGUCUGAACAUCUCGCAGCCAGCCACAGGGUGGGGCAGUUUCCCAUGUGGUUCAACUGCUUCAGAUGUUCUGGGUGCUGGGCCACUGUGCUCUUACCAUGGUGGAGAAAUGAAGAUGUGGGCUCAGGGUCCAGAAGAAAUCCGUGACAUAAUGGACUGCAACAUUUUAACUAGGGGGCCACGUUUGUUGGACUGACAAUGUCAUCUUCCGGCCAAAGGACCAAUAACCUUGAAGAAUGUAAUAUUCAAUUCAAGCAUGAGAAGCUGGUGAACUAUCACACUGUGUUCUGUUAAUAUGUACUCACUGGUAAGACUGUAAGUCUAGAUGCUUUUUUUAGAAUGAUUGCAUCUGCAUUUCACAGCGGCGCUACAAAUCUGAAAUAUUAAAUAUAAAAUCGGCUGAACUUGCUUCAAUUCAAAUUGCCUUUGUCUCCAAGUGAUUGAUUCAUUGAUAGACAAUACCAUAUAUUCAGUAAUACUGCUGAUUGUGCAGCUGGGCCUUCAUUUGCAAUGCAUGUGUUCAGAUGUUACAGGCAGUGGAAUAAUCAAAGUCUUAUUAUGGACAUUAUAUCAUCAGGCCCGUUAGCUUUACCCGAAACUGUCCAGGAGAAUAUUUAGAAGCACACCAAAUGUAGCUCCUUAACUUUAUUUUUAUUCUUCAAAUUUUAAGUUGUUUGUUCGUGUUAAAACAAAGACUAUUUUUUAUUUUAUACCAGACUGUCGCACGUCCAGGUGUACCUUGUUGAAGAUUGCCGCAUGCUUAAAAGCUCACAGUGUGCUGCUUUUCACACUGUUCGCUCAAUCAGGAAGUUGAGGCAAGAGACUUAGGCAUUCUGUCUCAUGAACAACCUCUGUUUAGCGUGAUAGCUGGAGCGUGAUAAGGAUAUCCCUGCUGGCGUUGUGGGCCAAUAUCGGCCCAUGGAACCGCCGUCAGCACGUGGCACAGGUAUGGCUCAAACAGACCGGUGGAGACCUCCGCAAUGCAGUGCCUUAGAACGUUGUGCUACACCAGUAGACUGUCAAAAUUGAUCUAGGAGAAAGGGAAGUGUUAGGACAACAGGUUCAUUGGACUUCAGGUCAUCCACCUACGUGUUUAGACAAUUGUCGUCCUGACAAAAAUAAAGCCAUUCAGAUGUUGCGUUUUAUUGGUGUCGAGGUGCAACGUCUGUUGCCACUUGUGGAAACUACAGUCCACUAUCCUACUGGAGGAGGACAGGGCCUCCCAGCAUGCUGCUGUCAGUCUUGGAGCAGUGCCCAAAUCUAUUUUCUGUAUGUUGUCAAAUUGGGAAAUUCCUGUCAGAAAGAUUGGUUUUGUUUAUAUUCAUUUCCAGUGGUCCAGAAGGUCAGUGCUAACAUUUCCUCUGUUAAUCUGUCCUGAUAUGUAUGUACUGUAAUGUUUGGGAAAUUGUGAAUAUUCAGUGAGCACAACUUUAUUUGCAAUUUAAUUUUCUCUGUGUUUUCAUUAUUAUUAUUGUUGUUCUGGGCGUUCUGUUUUUUAAUCAUUUGUAGAGGAUUUUUGUUAUGAAUGUACUUUUUUUUAUUACUUGAUUGAUGUAGACUUGUGCGUUUUGAAAAAAACAAUCAGUUUUUAUAAUUGUAAUUCUCAGCUUAUUUUGUGUUGCAUGAUCUACAACAUGUGAAUAUGUGAACAACAUUGGACAAAGGAAGAGAAAAAAAUGAAAACCACAACACUUCCUUUCCAGAUGAGCCACAUAGGGUGGCUCCCUCCUAAAUCUUACACUGAUGAGAUAAUUCACUAGUCACUGGUGGGUGUUUGGCGUGUGAGCAAGUGUGAAGAGCUGCUACCUAGGUGACAGGAUGGAUGUUGUGCUGUGGAGAUGUGUGAUAGAACUUCUCUGUCUACCAGCUGUGCUCACGUGGUCAGUUUCACAGAGCCCCAGUAGUGUGUAUUUGAAGUUGAACUCGUCUACUGACAUCUACUGCUCAACAUCGCUGACCAACCCAUCGGGCCUAUACCUCAAAGGGCGCUUCCACAGAAACAGAGAAGUGCUGUACUUGUCGAUAGAUGAAGGAGCAGUCAAGAAGACCACUAUCAACCCUAGGUUUAAGGAUCAGGUCGCAGUGAUCUCUUUGCAGGUGAAGCAGGACUGCAGGUUGACACUGAGGCUGUCCCAACUUAAAGUGGAGGACACUGACAGUUAUUACUGUAGCUGGAGAUACUAUGAUACCAACACAAAAAAGCUAUUGGUGUUGCCGAGUAAUGGCACAAUCAUCAUAGUCAGAGAGAGAGACCCGGGUUGUGGCAUCACACAAACCAACAUAGCUGUCAUCCUUAUGUGUUUCAUUCAAUUGGUCAUCCUUGUCCUCAUCCCGUAUUUCCUCAUCAGAGCUUGUUUGCAAUGCGCACGG
Messenger RNA from Esox lucius (northern pike), 4354 nucleotides. RefSeq names its product nuclear prelamin A recognition factor (gene narf). Gene Ontology annotation, cellular component: lamin filament. The transcript has 13 exons. The record is from RefSeq and is a predicted model, not a curated record. The coding region runs from base 327 to 1739 and encodes 470 amino acids. Gene Ontology annotation, molecular function: lamin binding. Lineage: Eukaryota; Metazoa; Chordata; Actinopteri; Esociformes; Esocidae.